UUCCCUAUUCUCAUGCCAAAUUGGCAAACGUACAACACGAAACCUACACCCGCCGCAUAGGAUACCGGAUUAUUCAUAUAUUCUGUUUAGAAUCCGAUAAAAAUCAGAAACAAAACCAGGCUGCUCCACCGCCCCGCCACCGAUUAUCAACCUUCACGCACUUUUUAUCAAUUAUCCAUGGCUGGAAAAAGCAGAAAAAAGCUUAACAAAUCAAAUAGCAGCCGGGGACGAAGGCCUCCCGGUUCCUCUUCCUCCGCCCUCUUCGUGGAAGGUGGUUUUUUGUCGGAUUGGACCCCCUUCGAUUCGCCCCCUUCUAGAGGGCGGAAGCGGAAUAAUGGGGGAAAUGGGAAUUCGAGAUCCGGGAAUGGGAAAGGAAGCGAUUCUAAUUCCAAAUCAUGGCCGGCUCAGGAUCGGAGGAGCGAGACUAAUACCAGGAGAAAUAAUGCUGUUGGCUACCAGUAUCCACAGGAAAAUGCAUUUGUAGAUGAAGUUGAAAAUCAGGACAAGAUUUUUGAUGCAUCAAAUCCUCUAGUGUUGAUCAGUUCAGAGAAGAAUCCCAUUGUUGCCUACCUAGAUGAGGGGCCCGUUAAGGAAACUCCUAGUGUAGAGUACAUGUAUGACUACACGACUAACUUUACACUUGAUGAAAGCUCACACAGGGGGUUGGGGUUUUGUGAUGAAAUGGACACGACUGCUGAUGUUAUAGAAUCCUCGUCUAAAAUGGAAGUGAAAGAUUAUGAUUCUGAUGACCUAUCUUCCUCCGAGGAAGCUGAGGAUUUGAUGGCUGAGAUGUCUCCAAAGGAAGAUUCAGGUUAUGUGAUAAUUGGAGGCGCUAAAAUAUAUACACACGAUAUCUCGGAUGAGGAUGACGAGGCUGAAGAAGAAGAUGAAGAAUCAAGUGAUGAUGAUGGAUCAGGAUCAUCUCUAUCAGAAGUUGACUCUGGAACUUCUGAGAAUGAUGAUUCGUCAUAUAGUGGUUCAGACAUCGACGAUGAGCUUGCUGAAGAUUAUAUUGAGGGAAUUGGUGGGUCUGGCAACUUCAUCAAUGUGGAUCAGCUGACGGGGCAAAUGUCUGAUGUUUCUGAUGAGGACAGUUCUGAAAACAGCCUUGAUGAAACUCUGCAAAAGUUGGGAGGGAUUGAUCUUCAAGAGGCGUCAAGGGAGUAUGGCAUGCAAAAGCCUGAACAACUUAGAAAAUAUCGACCAGGAAAUACAAAAUCAACUCCUGUUAAAUUUUCCAAGCCAUCUGCUCUAGACGACAUAUUGCUUAUUAAAGAUAUUAGAGCUAUUUCUGGAAAGAAAAAACAUGUUGCUCGAGCAUCGCAGACAUGGCCUUCUGAGGCUCGCAAGAGCAAAAAGCAUAGGAGAUUGCCAGGAGAAAAAAAGAAACAACGUAAGGAAACCAUUGCAACAAAGCGUCGAGACCGAAUGAUGAACCGUGGUGUAGAUCUCCAAAAGAUAAAUUUGAAAAUGCAGCAAAUGGUUCUUAAUGGUGGGGAUAUCCUUUCCUUCACUCCUAUGUAUCCACGUGAUUGUACUCAGGUUCGUAGAUUAGCUGCAAUCUAUCGCUUGCAAAGUGGGUGCCAAGGAUCCGGCAAGAAGAGGUUUGUGACAGUGUUGCGUACACAUCACACAUCACUGCCCUCUUCAAGUGAUAAAAUUCGCCUGGAGAAGCUGAUAGGAGCUAAUGAUGACGAACCUGAUUUCUCUGUUAUUGGUGGUAAGCCUGUCAAGGGACAUGCAUCCACCGCAAAGAAGACUGCCAAAGGUGGCAUUGCCAUCCCUGCUGGCUCCCAAUCUUCCCGGAGAAAACCAAGUAAGAACUCCGCUACCUACCUUGAUAGCAAGGAUGGUAAAAGGAACAAGACAGGUAAAACAGGCUCUUAUUCCGCCCAGCCCCUUUCUUUCAUCUCUAGUGGUGUUAUGAACACCGAAAUAUUUGAGCUGAAAGCCACUGAAUCAAGUGACACAAGAGACAAACCUGCGUCCAACUCAGUGGAAUAUGGUGCAUUUGAGGUUCACACCACUGGGUUUGGGUCGAAAAUGAUGGCUAAGAUGGGAUAUGUGGGAGGCGGCGGCCUAGGUAAGGACGGUCAGGGCAUGGCACAGCCCAUCGAAGUGUCUCAGAGGCCUAAAUCACUUGGAUUGGGCGCAGAGGCUCCUGAAGCUACUAUUAAAUCUCCAAACUCAGCACCUCAGACCAAAUCAGCUGGACGUGGUGGUGCCAGGUCUUCUGAAACCAAUCGUAAACCAAUGAAAAUUAAGGAAAUGACUCAGGAGAGUAAGAUGGGAUCGUUUGAGAAGCAUACGAAGGGAUUUGGGUCGAAAAUGAUGGCGAGGAUGGGUUUCGUUGAAGGCAUGGGACUUGGCAGGGAUGCUCAGGGGAUCGUCGAUCCUUUGAGUGCAGUCAGGCGCCCAAAAUCAAUGGGGUUGGGCGCUUCAAGGUGAAAACAAUGCAACUCUUUAGCCAUUUGUGAAAGGGGGGAAAACUCUUUCCCUCUUGUCUAAUUUAAAAUGUCUUUAGCUUGGUAUUUAAACUGCAUGCAGCAUCUCUUCUUUUUAAGUACACGUGUAUCACUACUUUUUAACUGUCUUUGUAAGUUUGUAACAGAACAACUAAAAGGAAAUAAUGCAUUAGGGCAAGCUAAUGAAUAUAUAUGUUGAUUCUUUGUUUU
This is a messenger RNA of Salvia hispanica, 2675 nucleotides long. RefSeq names its product D111/G-patch domain-containing protein. Gene Ontology annotation, molecular function: nucleic acid binding. NCBI's taxonomy places the organism in Eukaryota, Viridiplantae, Streptophyta, Magnoliopsida, Lamiales, Lamiaceae. The record is from RefSeq and is a predicted model, not a curated record.